Molecule: messenger RNA, 867 nt
Organism: Amorphotheca resinae ATCC 22711
Lineage: Eukaryota; Fungi; Ascomycota; Leotiomycetes; Helotiales; Amorphothecaceae
Exons: 2
Coding region: 1-867 (288 amino acids)
Biological process (GO): interstrand cross-link repair; recombinational repair
Cellular component (GO): mitochondrial nucleoid; mitochondrial chromosome
Molecular function (GO): single-stranded DNA binding
Source: RefSeq, a predicted model, not a curated record
AUGGCGGCCACGAUUCCCAGAGCUGUAUGCUCUGUUCUAUCAGAAUCUUCAUCAACUCAAAUCUCGAGUCUGCUGCGGUCGCAAGUACAAUCGGCACGAUCUACCGCCAUCCGGACUGGCAAUCGAGGACGGCAGCAACUCUCUAGAGCCUUCUCUACGACAUACCGAUAUGCAGCGACACCAGCUACCAACAACUCGCGGAAAAACGGCGAUGCAUCCAAGACACCUGUUUCCAACUCGAAGCCAAACUCUAUUGAUGACCAAUCCCCUAUCCAAGAUAUGACCGCCGGCCUCGCGGAUGAGCCACUGAUCCUCGACGAAGGCUCCCGACAAGUAGACUGGACACGUUCAUACCAUGGCUUAUCGGCCGAGCCAUUCUCCAAAGAGGCUGCAGAGGUGCUGAUGGCACCUAUACCAUUUGACGAUGUGGAGGUUAAGCCGGAUGGAAUUAUAUAUCUGCCAGAGAUCAAGUACAGAAGGAUAUUGAACAAAGCUUUUGGACCUGGGGCCUGGGGCUUAGCACCUAGAGGGGAGACGAUUGUCACGUCGAAAAGUAUCACAAGGGAGUAUGCUCUCGUUGCUCAUGGACGAUUGGUAUCCAUAGCACGAGGUGAACAAGACUACUUCUCUCCCGAAGGCAUCCCCACUGCGACGGAAGGGUGCAAAUCAAAUGCCUUGAUGCGCUGCUGUAAAGACCUCGGCGUAGCCAGCGAGUUAUGGGAUCCGCGAUACAUACGAAAGUUCUUGAAGGAGAGGGCGAAGCAAGUCUGGGCCGAGCAUGUUGUCACCAAGAAGAAGAAGCAAGUGUGGUUAAGGAAAGACGACGAACUUAGAUAUCCUUACAAGGAGUCCAAAUUUGGUGCGUAG